Molecule: messenger RNA, 1201 nt
Organism: Mytilus californianus (California mussel)
Lineage: Eukaryota; Metazoa; Mollusca; Bivalvia; Mytilida; Mytilidae
Product: glutaminyl-peptide cyclotransferase-like
Exons: 7
Coding region: 88-1140 (350 amino acids)
Molecular function (GO): glutaminyl-peptide cyclotransferase activity; zinc ion binding
Source: RefSeq, a predicted model, not a curated record
UUCUACGCUUAUCACAUUGUGAAAGUACAAAUAUGUUGGAGGGUUUGGCUUAGAUGACAGUCAACUACAACAGAUCGAUAAAGAAGCAUGCUGAAGAUACAAGCAGGAAUAUUUGUGUUCUUUUAUUUCUCAAUUAGCAGUACUGUAACAAUAAAAUGGGGAUCAACAAAAGUGAUGGAAAUAUUAGCAAAAGAAUACACAGAACACAAAACUUUCAAAGAACUACUUCAACCUAUAUUGGUCCCUAGAAUGGUAGAUACAGAUUCACAUCGAAAUGUCAGAGAGCAUCUUAUUAAUACAUUAAAGAGUUUGAAUUGGCACGUAGAGGUUGACGAGUUCCAAGAUGAGACACCUUACGGAACAAAGACAUUCCGUAAUAUUAUAGCAACAUAUGACCCUUCCAAACCACAACGUCUAGUCCUAUCAGCUCAUUAUGACUCCAAGAAUCUUACUGACGGCAGAAAAUAUUUUGUAGCGGCCACAGACUCAGCUGUUCCAUGUGCUAUUUUACUGGACAUGGCUAAACAACUAGAUUGUCUUCUUACUAAAGAAAAGAGUAAUAGAAAAACAGACAUUACUCCACAGAUUGUAUUUUUUGAUGGUGAAGAGGCUUACAAUCAAUGGACAGAAACAGAUUCUUUGUACGGAGCCAGACAUCUGGCUGAUAAAUGGCAAAAAACUACUGAUCGUAAUUUACAAACAAAAAAUAAUUUACAAACAAUUAAACUUCUUGUGUUGUUAGAUUUAAUUGGGUCAGCUGAUGUAGCAUUCAGAAAUUUUUUCCCAGAGACAUCAAAAGAAUUUGAAAAUUUAGUGAAACUUGAAAAAGUUCUAAAUGAAAAAGAUUUUUUGAAUAAAGAAGGUAUACGAAAGAGGUCGCCAUUAUUUGUAACAGAUAAUAGAUUUUCCUACUUUGGUGGUGGAAUUGAAGAUGAUCAUAUUCCUUUUCUUAGAAAAGGUGUAAAAAUUCUCCAUCUGAUAUCUAGUCCGUUUCCACGUGUUUGGCACACGAUGGGUGAUGAUGAAACUGCUAUAGACUAUGAUGUUACUGACAAUUUCAACAGAAUCUUCAGGACAUUUGUUGCUAAUUAUUUAAGAUUAGAUGCAACCGAUUCAAACUGUCGCAGAAAAAAGAAAUAAAAUUGUUAAUAUUUUUCAUAAAGUAUUUAUGUUAUGUUUGUCAAUAAUAGUGUUUAUUUGU